GUGAGAGCGCAGUGUGGGCGGGGUUUGGUGCUUGGCGUUGCUGUGCUCGGUGUAUCACGGGAGAGAUCGUUGCAGACAUGGCGGAGAGUGACUGGGACACCGUGACCGUGCUCAGGAAGAAGGGACCGACCGCCGCACAGGCCAAGUCCAAACAGGUACCAUCACCUCCCAUCCGGGCUCCCAGGGGCCACACCAUCACCACCUCACACCCAGGGGCCCUCACCACCUCACACCCAGGGGCCACACCAUCACCACCCACACCCAGGGGCCCUCACCACCUCACACCCAGGGGCCACACCACCACCCCGGGGCCCUCACCACCUAGCCAGGGGCCACACCACCUACCCCGGGCCCUCACCACCUAGCCAGGGGCCACACCACCUACCCAGGGGCCCUCACCACCCAGGGGCCACACCACCUACCCCGGGGCCCUCACCACUCACAUCCAGGGCCUCACACCCAGGGGCCACACCACCUCACCCCAGGGCCACACCCACCCUCACACCCAGGGGCCACACCACCACCUCACACCCAGGGGCCACACCACCCCUCACACCCAGGGCCACACCACCUCCCUCACACCCAGGGGCCACACCACCAACUCACACCCAGGGGCCACACCACCUCCUCACACCCAGGGGCCACACCACCUCCUCACACCCAGGGGCCACACCACCAACUCACACCCAGGGGCCACACCACCAACUCACACCCAGGGGCCACACCACCUCCUCACACCCAGGGGCCACACCACCAACUCACACCCAGGGGCCACACCACCAACUCACACCCAGGGGCCACACCACCAACUCACAUCCAGGGGCCACACCACCUCCCCCAUAACAGCCGUUACCCAGCCAGUCUCCCAUCCAGGGUCCCCCACCCUGCGAGUCUCCCAUCCAGGGUCCCCCACCCUGCGAGUCUCCCAUCCUGGAUCUCUAGGUGUAACCAGGCCUCCCCCACGCCGAGUGUGAUCGUAGCGGAAUACCAACAUGGGCCACAGGUGGGUGGAGACUGUAACUCCACAAACAAAUGGCCCCCAAGAAACCUAAACUGGAGAAUAGCAUGCAGUGAGGGAGGGUAUCCCCCAAAACAUAUACCCCCUCCCAAACAGGCAUAGAGGCAACCUCAAAAUACAGCAUGUUAUUCUCCAUUACAUUUUGAGGCCCCCUCUAUGCCUGUUAGGGGGUACAUUAUUCUGAGGUCCCCUCCCUCACUGCAUGUUAUUCUCCAGUACAUUGAGGGUAUCCUCAAAAACAUGUAUAAACCCCUCCCCCUAACAGGCAUAGAGGGGUUCUCAAAAGAAUAUACUGACGAAUAGCAUGCCGUAAGAGUAUCUCUUCCCUCACCCCUCCUGCCCUUAACAGGACAAGAAGGGACUUCAGAAUAAUAUACUGGAGAAUGGAUCCCCCCCAAACAGGCAGUGAGGGACACUAAAACCAUGUACUAGAGAAUGGAUCCCCCCCAAACAGGCAGCGAGGGACACUAAAACCAUGUACUGGAAAAUGGAUCCUCCCAAACAGGCAGCGAGGGGCCCUAAAAUCAUGUACUGGAAAAUGGAUUCCCCAAACAGGCAGCGGGGGUCCUGAAUAACAUGUGCCAGACUAUAGACCCCCUGGUUGUGCACUAUAUGUAAAACCCAUGUGACUCAACAUGGCAUCGAAGGGGCCAGUCUGUGAACAGUGUUUGUUUUGGGUUUAACAUGGCUUUAACUUACUAUAGUAACGAAGUCUGGUCUCCUGUAUUAUUGUUUACGUAGAAGAUUGUACCUUGCUUUCACUUUUUCAGCAUUAUGAAAUAUAAUUUACAUACAUUUAUACAUAUAUUUUUGUUUUCCCCACCUUUAAUAUAUUUGUUCUAUAUUUAAAACAUAAGCUGGUUGAAUAGAUUGCUUCCUGAAAUGUCUACAUUUUUAUAUAAACUGUAGACCCCAUAAUUACUUUAACUGAUAGUAGUUUUGCCGCCAGUAGUCUGUGCACUAGGUUCUGCAUCUGUUUAGUGGUUUCCUCACAGUAGACUCCAGGUACAUUAGCAAGUUCAAAGAGUUGAAGUGGUUAUGGUGCUUACAAUGUUCCUUUAAAUAAGAGGCUGGGCAUUCCUGAAAACAGUGUGAGAGGCUGUGUGCAGGGCUCCUAUUGAUUUCAGCGGUACUGGGCCAGUACUCCCAGCAGCUUGGCUUCACAUUGGAAUGGCAUUUGUUGAGGUGAAUGGAGGCUAAUCAUGGCUGCACUCUCCUUUUGAGUAUGUCGCUAGCAUUUUCUAUUUUAGCCUUAAUUAUACAUUCCAUGUUCAGACCACUGUUUAGUAAAUAUACCGUAACGAGCUUAAAGUCUAGGUUGUCUGGUCUUGUUGUUUCAGUGAAUAGACCCUCUGUCUGUGUGGAUCCUGCUGCCUGUAACUUUUUAUUUGGAGACGGGAUUGCUGUGGUUUCAUUGCAUGUGCCAAAGCCUGCUCUCUUUAAAUCCAUUGAGACCUGCUUUCGUUUAAUUACCUAAAGGAAUAAAUUCUGUUUGCACCAGUAAUUCUAAAAGCAAAUUGAAAUUUGAGCUAAAUGAUUGUCAUGUGUCACAUGACUAUUUUUCUGAACUGUGUGCAGUGCGCAUGCGUUUACAUUGUCAGUAGUGAAUUAGUAACAUGAUUAAAAAAUAAAAUAUCCUUGUAUGAUCUCAAUAUUGCAGCUGUUUAAAACCCCAGGUAUGUAGCUGCAUAUAAUAGUCAAUGUAAGGCUUUGUUCACUUUAAGCAGCAUGGUCAGUACUCCCUGCUAUGUGUAGUUUGAUGCCAAGACACUGAAAUUCUUACUCUCCGAGUCUUUUUUUAAAGUAGAAUGUCCACCAUCUUCUAAAUAACCAGAGGAAAGCGUUUGUUAAAUGCUUUUCUGUGGGGUAGGUCCAGUGUAUGAGCAGGCAAAGACAAGGGACCUUUUAGGGCAAAAAUAAGGUGAGUUCUUAAAGGGUUAUUUAAAGGGACACUAUAGUCACCAGAACAACUACAGCUUAUUGAAUUUGUUCUGGUGAGUAGAAUCAUUACCAUCAGGCUUUUUGCUGUAAACACUGUCUUUUCAGAGAAAAUGCAGUGUUUACAUUACAGCCUAGUGAUAACUUCACUGGCCACUCCUCAGACGGCUUUUAGAGAUCCUCCCUGGGUCAUGGCUGCCUAAAAUGCAUCCAAAUAUUCAGUAUCUCCUCCCUCUGCAUGCAGACACUGAACUUUCCUCAUAGAGAUUCAUUGAUUCAAUUAAUCUCUAUGAGGAGAUGCUGAUUGGCCAGGGCUGUGUUUGAAUCAUGCUGGCUCUCCCCCGAUCUGCCUCUUUGUUAGUCUCAGCCAAUCCUAUGGGGAAGCACUGUGAUUGGAUCAGGCUACCACUUCUGAUGAUGUCAGCAGACUGCUUGUUUUUAGGAGGCAAACAGCGUGCAGGGUUAUAGCUUCAGGCUUAUUAAGUGUUCUUGCAUAGCAAGACCACUUAAUGUUAUCUCACAUAUAUAUUAUUAUUAUUAUUAUUAUUAUUAUUAUAGCAAAAUUUGCCACCCUAACUCCUCCCACAGUUUUUACACUACAUAGACCAAAAUUUACCAAAACAUGCAGAUUGUUCCCGAUUGGAUUGCUAUUACUUUGUGGAACGUUUCGCCGAAUGGUUCACGGAAUAUCGUCGUUUUUGUGGCGCAAUUUGUCCCAUAGGAAUGAAUGGCAAAGCUAGAGUGGGAGCUGCCAAAAGCUGAAAAAUCAGGACAUGAUUUCUAAACUGCCACCACUCCCUCAUUUUCAAGCCCACCUACACAAAUCUUAUAUCAAAACGUUCAGCUAUCCCUGCUGCCACUAAACAUGUAAACGGCUAAGCCGUAGUCCUGAUAGUUUUCACAAUAUGACCAUUUGUUUGCAACCAACGCCGUCCAUUGACAUUCAUUGAAACUUCACUCUGCAAAGCUCAAAUUUGAAGUGCAAUUUCUAAACUGCGACUGUGCCUUCAAUUUUAAUACUUCAGAGACAUACUAUGCAUCAAAAUGUAGGUCUGGGUCUUGUGAUUCUCACAAUAUAAAGCUCUUCACUGUAGGAGUUAUAGUUUUUAAGAUACGACCGUUUGAAGAUGGCAACCGCCAAAAUACUCUGACCUGUGUCAAGCUGCAGCAGCAAGUGAUGUCAUAGACAGGGCCUUUUGAACACCUGCUAAUGUUUUUAUAAAUGUAUGGUUUAAUGUAACUGUGCAACAACGUUGCAAUUAAAUGUGCUAUGUAAAUGAUAACAGUUACUCCGCCCACUCCAGUUGUAGACUACUGGUGGAGGCAAGAACACUUCACACAAUUUCCCCAGAAAUUGUAGAUUUUCUAGUUUACAGUAAGAUUUAGCUAUAUUUAUGGAGGCAUGAGGGGCCCAGAGGGGCUAGAUGGUGGUUUUAACUCUAUAGGGUCAGGAAUACAUGUUUGUGUUCCUGACCCUAUAGUGAUCCUUUAAGCCUUUGAGCGUCGUGGGGGGAGGGCAGAGACACUAUAGUAUUCCUUUAAUUGAACUUUAAUCACACACAGGAGGUUGUUGCAGGUUAUUAACUUAUCAGGAGAUAAUAACAUUCUAAAUUUUAACACAUUGUGCAAUAAAGUAAGUUUAAAAAUGUAGAAUCUUUUUCAGGAAGGGAUGGAAGCUGUGUGAGUAUCAUCCAGAGGAGACAUGGCUAGGACUGCAUUAACUGUGAUUUAAAGUGGCCCAGUCAAGUUUUGUUAACGUGACUGCUAUAUUAAUCACAAUUUUUCCUCUUAUCUUUGGAUUUGUUUUUUCUUCUUUCUGAAGUGUUUAGGAAAAAGAGAUUUGGACACUGGCCGUUGUAUAGCAGCAAACUAGAUAAAGUUUAUUGUGGUGGCAGGAAGUAUUGGACUAGAUAAAGUUUAUUUGAUGGUGGAUUUAUUUCUAUUUGGUGGCAGAGCUGUUUUAACGCUGAAUGGCAGAGAAUUGAGUUUCGAAACUGCUUUAGUUGUUUUGCUGUUUAAGUGCUUCUUUUAAGAAAUUACAAAGACAGAAUUUGUAAUGUCACUUUCUGGGAUCUUUGUAUCAUUUCCAAUGAUCUCUGGAAGUGAUAGAUCUAGUUUGGUGUCCACAGGUGCAGGGCAGGUGAGUUUUACCCUCCUCAAGCUGGCCCUCACAGCUGUCACCAUCUUCAUGAUGGAACCUCAAUAGAUCGAUGUCUAUAUCUUUCAGCUUGACGGUUGUUUGGAUUUGACAAAAGUUAACAGCUGAGCUCUGUCUUUUUGUUAACUUUAGUCAAACUCAGAUUUAUUAUAAGACUGGUGCUUAUUUCAUCUUUUGGAUUGUGUUGCAAUGUCAGAGAGAUUAUAUCUUUAUGAGAUUCUGAGAAGUGACGUAUCUGGUUUAAAGAGAUAUAUUAAAGCUUAAAGUGAGCCUGUCAUGACUGGCUCCCUUUAUACAGUCCUGGGAACCACUGUGAAUCCAUUAGUUUUACUUCCUGUUAUUGUGGUUUCUUUAUCACAAGUCUGAAGUUCAAGAUUGCAAGAUCCAGUAUAAACAUUGCAAUGCUUUCCUUGGUACUGUGCUUGGGCACUUUACAAAUCAGCACAGAGGGUGCCAUGGUUGGUAGUGUGUACCUCAGAAGCCAUUGAUAAUCCAGCAAUUCCUAAAUCGCACAAUGUGACGUCUGGGCGGCCUGUUGUUGCAUACUCCGGGGUGGGUGGAAGUUCUAGAGAAUUAGUUUGGAACCAGAGGUUUUGUUUUUUUAACUUGAAGUGUAAGGGAUCUAUUAACUUAAAGUAACUUGGGAUUAUAAUCUGGGAACUGUACACAGCAAGCACAAAUCGAAGGGGGGAAAAAAUCUCAGCCCCAAAUAUAUGGUCUAAAAUGUGCAAUCCUAAUACCCCCACUAUUUAGUGAAUAAAUCCCUGCCUGGUUUACGCCCCUGUGCCGCUGUAGGUGCCAAAGGCUCGGGCUGGGAAACUGUAAAGCCACUUUGGAUUUUGGUGAAGCUGACUGACUAAAUGUUGGGUAAUGGGGUUGCACAUUUUAGAUCAAAUAAUUUGGGUUGGGAAUUCUUUUCCUUGAUUUGUGCUUGCUCUGUACAGUUCCCUUGUCUUAUUUUCCCAGUUCCUUUUAGUUAAUUCCUUACACUUGGUAUUCACAAACUCUGGUUUCAAACUAAUCAAUACCUUAACAUGAUAUAGAUUUGUGUGCACUCUAUAAAUAUAGCUACCUGACAUUCCUGCGCUAUUUCUGUACAUUGGGUGCAUUUGCUUCAUAUAACCAUCCCUGGCUCUGUCACUGGACCAGUGCAAUACAUGGCAUGUGCCACGCAGCUAGUAUAAACCACUGUGCCCAGCUGAGGGAUUUCAGUGGCUAUAUCAAUCCAUAGACUAUAAAGAAUGCUGUAUGGAAUACGUGAUCAUCUAAACAACUUUAGCUUAAUGAAGCAGUUUUUGUGUAUAGAUCAUGCCUCUCAGGUUUCACUGCUCAAUUCACUGCCAUUUAGGAGUUAAAUAACAUUGUUUGUUUAUUUAGCCCUUGUCACACCUCCUCUGACUCUGACACAGCCUGCAUGAAAACAAAACUGGUUUUGUUUUUAAUCAGAUGUAAUUCACCUUAACCAAUUAAGGACACAUGACAUGUGUGACAUGUCAUGAUUCCAUUUUAUUCCAGAAGUUUGGUCCUUAAGGGGUUAAACAAUUGUAUCUCUUUCUCUGUAGAUUGAACUUUAGUCACAUACAAGAUGCUCUUGCAGGGUAUAGCAAGCUAUUAACAAAGCAGAGGAUAAGAAAAUCUAAGUUAAAACUUGAACUAAAGGAAGGAUAAACUUUAGAUGACUCUUUACAGGAAGUGUUUAGGAAGGCUGUGCAAGUCACAUGCAGGGAGAUGUGACUAGGGUUCAUAAGAAAAGUGAUUUAGCUCCUAAAUGGCAAAGAAUUGAGCAGUGAGACUGCAGGGGCAUGUUCUAUUCACCAAAACUGCUUCAUUAAGCUCAAGUUGUUUUGGUGACUGUAGUGUCCCUUUAAUCUACAUGCAUACUUGAUUUACAGAGCGGGCGUGGACUUGCUACUUAAAUAAGGUGAGCAUGAUGAUUGUAGUAGGGGAUCCCUGGUAUUUGGGUUAAAGUCAAUCUCAGAGAGUCUUAAAGGAACCCUAUAGCAAUGGGAGAACAAACAUGUAGUCCUAAUGGUAAUCUAUAUAGGUCCCCCAGUUUUUUUUUUUUUCGCACCUCUUCACAUGACAUCAUGGAGGAGGCAUGACCUUCUCAGCCUUGGCCUGAUCCAAUGCUCCACAUAGAGAAGCACCAGGGGCUUAAUGCGCGUGUGUGGCCGUGUGUGCAUUUAAGCUUACCCAUAAAAACCAUUAAAUGAAUGCUUUCCAAUGGUGGCUUUCAUGUCAUGUGACCCAGUUUAACUUGGUCAGUGCAGCAGAGGCAACUCUAGUGGCUGUCAUGCUGACUGGUUUUACGUUGCUGGGUUAGUUUCUUUUUUGAAGGUGGACGCUUUCAGCUUUAAUGUGACUUCUAUUUUUAUGCAUUUUAUAAAUGAUGUAUAUUUAAAAAAAAAUACCCAAACCAGUAAGACUUCACGAACUGCCAACCUAUCCUACUAAGCUUCGGCAAUAAUUCUCAAUUUCCCGCAGUGAUCUAUGGGAUAUGUAGUUUAGCAAACAGCAGCAGUGGGUUUAGCAAGCUUUCCAUCCAUUACAGCUAUAGGUCUCUUAGAAGUGGGUUCUGUAAAGCUCAGUAAAUCUGCGAAUUGUAAUAUCCCACAAUACACUGAUAGAUGUGAUCAGUUAUAUGAUUUGGAGUGUUAAUUCAUGCUUUUUGUUUUGAUGGUUGCAGAUUUCUUACUCUAUUUGUUUUUGUCUUCCAGGCCAUUAUAGCUGCACAGAGAAAAGGAGAUGAUGUUGAAACCUCCAAAAAAUGUAUGUUACAAUACUGUUUUAGUUUUCUGCUGAUUGAAUGGGGGGGUGGUGAGUGUGUGAUAUUCUCUAUACUUUGUACGUUGGGGGUCUUUGUUUGCCUUAUUGACACAUUACCUGUUAUUUUACAAACAGGGUCCGCAGGUCAGAACAAACAGCACACCAUCACCAAGAAUACGGCCAAACUGGACCGGGAAACAGAAGAACUGCAUCAUGACAGAGUCUCUUUGGAAGUUGGAAAAGUCAUCCAGCAGAGCAGACAGGGUGUCGGGAUGACCCAGAAGGACUUGGCCACUGUAAGGGAACAUUUACACUUUACUAUGAGAGGACUGGAACCUGGGUCCUGUAGUGAUCUGCCAACUGAGACAUGUGGGCAUUAUAGUGAACUAGUACCGGCAUGCUCUGUCUAGCUUUGGGUGGAGAUCAUGGUCAUUAAAGGCACUUCCUAUUGCACUGGGCUUAAUUGCUUAACUGCCAAACAUGUCAUCAGUUUGGUGAGUUGUAGUAGAAAAUAAUUCUAUUACAUGCCACACAAGGCAGAAUAACACUUUCCAACAUUCUAAUUUUUUUAUGUUGGCAGUUUUCAUACCUGAAUAAAAUCUAAAUACGGACAUGAAGUGAAGGUAGCAAUAUAACAUUGUUUAAUUUCUACUUUUCUUUUGCACAGCCUUGUUAUAGUUGAUAAGUUAGUAAGUGUGUAGGAUACCACUUUGUCUCAUUAGAUUUUGCCUUUUAGCUGAAAGCAGCAAGGUGAAUCGUUGGUGUAGGACUAUUCUAAUAAAACCUUGAUAUUGGCAGAUAAACAUCCAAUUCAUUUCUUUUUCCUUCUCUGUUCAGAAAAUCAACGAGAAACCCCAGGUAAUUGCUGAUUAUGAAAGUGGAAAGGCCAUUCCCAGCAACCAGGUCAUGGGGAAGAUUGAAAGGGCACUGGGUAAGUUGAUUGUAGAUUUUGGAGAUCACUGCUAAUCACACACACACAUCCUCUUCUCCCUUGCAGCCUGGCACACUGCUGGGUGAUGCACUGUGUAGAUCUGCCCUCUCGUGGUAUGAUGACAUAAACUUGUAUCCUUGAGAGACGCAUAGGGCCGCAGGGAGUAGGAAAAGAGGUUUGUCCAGCAGGUACAGGCAAUUCCUGACCUGUUCAAUGUGUUGGAUUACAAGAUGUUCUUGUGGGGUGUUAAAAAUGCAAGGCAUCUGUAGUAUGGCAUUAAGAAACCAUUUACAAUGUGCCUUUCCACCUAGAGUUUGGACCUCCAUCAUUCUGUCGCCUGCACAAAAUCUUUAAGAAUUAUUUUUGAUUGGGAUAAGAAUUCAAUGGGUUCGCCCUGGGCCCCAGGCUCUCUUAGUUUCACAGUAGUGUCAUGUUUUUAGGCCCUAAAUCAUUUAUAGUCCAAAUCAGUUAAGAACUAUUGUUUUGCAUCAUUGGAUAACUGACCUUUUGGCAACAAACCUGAAACGCUGUCAGAGACUCUAUGCCAAAGAUUAGCCAUUGCUGGCCUAGUUUGCAAUUCUAUUCAGCAUUCAGCCAGACGCUCUGAGUCAGAGUCUAUUAUACACUUUGAAGUGUUUAUCAUGAGAUGAUCGUGUGCUUUUAUUUUUUUUAUACUAGUUUACUGUUAUGGACUGUUUGAUCUUCACGGGCUCAGUCACUGAUUAACAUGUUUCAACAAUAAACAAAACAUUGACAGGGAAAUUGUCUAAUGUAAUAACAUUGUCUUGUAGGAGUAAAGCUUCGUGGAAGGGACAUUGGAAAACCCCUGGAGGCCGCCCCAAAAAAGAAAUGAAAACAAAGCCUCGAAAUCAGUGCUCACCAGCUGAUCUCGACUGGUCGGUUUGUGCCGAAUCGGCCAGGAUGUUUCCGCAUUGCCAAGCUGAGCGCAGCUCUUUCAGACUAUACUAUUUGGGGGUUUGCGUAUAAUCAAAUCUUCUUACCUGCUGUAAAGAAAUGUAUGUAGUUCCUUUCUACCAAAUGGAAAAAAUUGCUACAGUUUAAUAUUACCCCACCCCGCAGUAGGGCAGGAUCCACAGGGAAUAAUGUUUGGGCGUGACUUGAUAUUUGGAUAACAUGGGAAUUGGGGAGGAAAAAAAUGUCCUUUCUCCAACAGAUACAAGCCAACAUCAUACUUUUUAAUUUUUGCAAAAAGGAGGGCUUGGCGUGGAUGGGAGUUUGAGGAACAUUCCUGUUGGUCACUUUAAUAUACCACAUCCCUUCUUUAAUGUAAUCGUAAAAUAAAGUUUGUUAUCCUUCUUCAUGUGAGCAGUAUGCCUGGAUAAUCCUGUCUCUGUUAAAGUGCAUCCAUUAUUUUCACUUGUUUUGAACGCAUGGCAGUACGUUAAAAUGGUGGGGGUGACCACCUGCUGUAAGGGGAGUGUCUAGGAAGAUAACAGACAAGUCACUCACCUUGUCUCUCUUUAUACAACGAUGUUCAUGUUGCAACAAACAGCACUCCGCUUCUAAAAGAAUGAGCUUAAUUAUAGGCUUUGUAUCCUAGAUGUGUUGCCAGCCAAAGACGAUCGUUUGUAAUAAGUCUCGGAGGAGGAUUUUGUAAUGUCCCCAAAGUUUGGAGUGUGCUUAACGUGCUGUUAAAGGAGCAGUAACCUCAAAAUGCUAAUUAUAGGGUCAGUAAUGGGGAUCAUAUAUCUUGCUUACCAGCAAAUUCUUAGUUUAGUUUCUGCCCCUAACUGUGCCUCCUGUCUGUUUCAGUAAGAAAUUCUGAACUCUAUCAGAAAUCAUUGGGUUCUUUACAAGGAGGCCGCUUCCUCAAAGACAGUUUGGGGUUCUGUUGGGCUACUGUGCCUAUAUUAUUGGAAGGGCUGCAGCUAUGGUGCUCGGUGAAUUAUAUGGUGCUCGUUUCAAACACCAUUUAAUAGCCUAUGAAUUAUGGACAUGUAUGCAGCAACUGGGGUGGCAGUUAAAGGAACACUAUAAGCACCCAGAACCCUUCAGUUCAUAUAAGUGGUGAACUGUCACUGUCUCAGAAAUGGCAAUUUAUUACCCUGUAGAACUGACUGCCUCUAGUGGACUCCAGGUCACCUACAUGACGCUGGAUGUCCUCACUCUCUGUGUCAGUGAAAUCCCCAUAGGCAAGCAUUGAGGCACUAUAGUGAAUAGCCUUCCGAGUUCUGCAAUAUGGAAUGGAACUUUCUAUUUCAUGUGUACACUACUGGUAGAAGUUAAUAGUGCUUUAUCCAUUCACAGCAAUCUGAGAGCUCUGUGCUUUCAAACACCCUACUCCCCUCUGCGGCAGACUGGAGAAAUAUCACAGCCGGUAUCUGGGUUUGAUUUUAUUGUAUUCUGUUUAGAAAAUAAAACACUUGGGAGCAUUAUUUACCCCCGGGUGUAAAGUUUCUUUAAUACGUUGUGAUCCAGGUUCCUUGUGAUAGCAGACAGGUCUCUGGGUAAAAGGAGUCUCUUUGCAACACGCUAUUUGUUUGUUAUUAUAUGAAAAUAUUGUGACUCUGUACAGUUCAUGUAAGGAAAGGGUUCUUUUUCUGCGAUGGAGCUUGUUACGGGGCGAUUUCACUGGUGGAGCAGCAUGGAGUUAUGAUCUCUUGUUUAGGUGUCUGUAUCCUGGAUAAAGAGAAGUGGUUGUUAUAGUCUGUUUAUUCACACUGGUGCAGGUAUACACGUCAGGUCAGCCAUGUGCUGGCGAAAAUAGCAGGGCCAUAUUCUUAAAGUACAUGCCCCAUGUGCAACUUUCACUUUGUAAUUUUAUUGAAAAACAAAAAAAGCUUCAAUGGUUUUUCUACAGUAGAGACCAUUACAGAUACUUCUUCCUAGACGUUUUAGCCUGUUUGUCCAAAUCAAAUACAUUUCUCUUUUUUUCGAUCAGUCUGGAAUCUACCUGGCGAGUCUUAUUCAGUGAAUGUCUUAUUAUACGUUUUAAUCUUCCAACAAAUAGGAUGCCAAAGGUAAAUCCCAGAAUGAUCUAUUUAUUGAUUUGAAUGAAUCCCUCCAAACACAUUUUUGCACAAGUCUAAUUGUUUGGUGAUCUUGUAAAGAAGCCUUUAUUUUCCUUUUUAAGUAGAUGUUUUCUAGCUAGUAUACAGCUUCUCUGAUCACUUGGCUGAGAUUACUACAAGUAACUCUAAAAUAUGUAGCUUUAGUUUACAAAGUGCAGGGCUCAGCAUUUUUACUAGCCGUGAUUAAAAAAAAAAAAAAAAUUGUAACCCUGGUGCAAGUGGAAUAGGAAUUUUAAGCCAUGCAAAGUGCACAACUUUUGUGGUGGAUACUGUCAUCUGUUGGUAGUGGCACUGAUUUGUACUUUUACCAAAUAAUUUUAAUACGUUGCUCUGCACAGGCAUUACCUCUGCAAACAUGACGUUGUCAAAUCCAUCUAUGGCACUGCUCUGGCUGGACAUCUGCGGGGCUUCAGCCAGGUUCCUUUUCCUUUUUCGAUAAAAAUAGUAGGCAGCUGUAACGCAUGCUAACAGGAGCAAAACUCCAAGAACUAUAGCCACUGUCGUCCCGGUGUUAUUGCUUCCUGCAAACAAAGGAGUUGCAUCCCAUUAGCAUAACACACUGAAUGAGAGAUCCUUGAAUCAAAUGUGUCCCAUGUCCUUGGUGUGUCAUUCCUUUAACAUUAUUAGCAAGAAAUUACCAUCCGAAUCACGAAUGCCAAUAUGUAUGGUUAGCACAUUAUUUAAAGGGGCAGCAUAACCACUUCACUAUUCAUAACUAUAGUGAUCCUUUAGUUUCAAAAAAUGUAUUCCUAACACUAUAGAGCUGGAGUAAAUAUUUAGGGCCCAGCCCCCUUCAGAGUGGAGUUAAAAAGGUGUUUUACGUACUUUUUCUCCAUUGCUGCGGCUGGCCCCGCCUCCAUGGCUGAGCUAAUUAAACUUGAUGAUUUUUUAGUGAAUCCAAUGUUUUCCCACUAGAAAAGCAAUGGGAGGCUAUUGCGUACGCGUGGCAUAAGUCUGCAUUGUUCUGCACCAAUCAGCAUCUCCAUGCAGAGAUCUUACACAGGAAGCACCUCUAGGGGCUGUCUGACUACACCUAGAUAUGUUACUAGGCAGCGUUGUUAAUACUCUGUAAAGGUAGCUUUGCUUUGAAAAGCCUUCAGGGGCAGGCUACAGACACCCGAAUCACUACAUAAAAGGUGUAUUCUAUACAUUAAGCUGUAGUGAUUCUGGUGACUAGAUUGUCCCUUUUAAACAGGUGCUCAGCCACUGGCAGCCUGGUUGUCAAUGACUAAGGAGCGGGGGAAGAACAGAGCUCUGCUUCACAGAAUACCCAGGGUAGCAAGCUCCAAAUCACUGGUAUGAAUGGAGCAUAACUCCACCUCCGCCAUAUCGUAUGAUUGUCUAGUAAUCCAUAAUAAAGGAGGGAAACUAAAUGGAACAGACAGCCCUCCUGUAGCUGGUCACUUUGAGUGCUGCCAGGGCCGGCACUACCAUUAGGCAAAUAAGGCAUUCGCCUAUGGUGCCGGCCUGUUGAGGGUGUCAUGCUGCUUUCUGGGCUGAUGUACUGGGCGAGUGGACUCCAUGGCCACCCCCAGCACAGCCAUUCAGUUGCUGAGCUCACUCUGCAGCCUGUUACCUGCGCAGGGAGUGGGGUUUACUGUAACCCCAGCACCCAAGCAGAGUUCCUGCAGGUAGGGGAAGCCGGGACAUGACUUUGUAUCCUGGCUGCCCCCUGCCUGUGGAUGCCGGAACCACAGGCCUGUGCUCACAGUGCUUGGCUCUCCUGCUCCCCCCCACCAGGAACAAAAAGGCUUCCUGCAGCUUUGGGGUUGCUGCUCCUCUUUCCCUCCAUUCACAUCACUUAGGUGUGGCCCAUCUGCAGGUAAGGGGAACUGAUUAUUUUGUAGAUGAUUGUAAAUUGGUGUGUGGCUAUAUAUAAAGUGGUGUGUUUGUGACCCUGUGAGUGUGCACCUGACUGUGUGUUGGUGAGAAUGUUAAACAGUGUUACUUUGACACUUACAGUAUCACUAUAUCAGUGAGAUUGUGUAAGUGACGCUGUUCAUGUCAGUGUGUGUGUCAGUGUCACUGACACACUAACCACUCGCUGUAUGUGUGUAUUGAUAUAUGUAUUAGGCGGUGUGUGUAUGUAUUGGACUGUUUGCUCAUGGUUAAUUGGAUGUAAUAGGCAGUAUGUAUGCAUGCCUGGAUGUAUGUAUUAGGCAACGUGUGUAAAUGGAUGCAUAUACUGGAUGAGUGUGUUUAUAUUGGGCAUUGUGUCUCUCUCCUAAAGUCUGCCAGUCUCUGUUCCCUAAUAUCUCCCAAAGCUGUUUGUUUUCUAAAUUUCUCACUUAAAGGGAUACUAUGGUGCCAGGACUGCAAAGAUGUGUUCCUGGCACUAGAGCUCUCUCUGCAUCCCCACUGCAGUGAAUAAAGGGUUAAAGACCCUUUAUUUACUUACAUGUGCUAAUGUCCCUUGGUGCUGGGUUGUGGCUCCGCCUACUCAACGCUACUGAUGAGGGGGCCCAAAUGCGCAUGCACAGAGUGCCACGUGCAGUAGGACCUCCCCAUAGCAAAGCAUUGAAUCAAUGCCUUCCUAUGGGGAUAUAGCUGACACGUGAUGUCCUUGUGCAGAGCAUGAGGAUGUCCAGCGUCAGUUACCAGACCAAAAGUCUGUUAACAUCUAGGAAGCGGUCCAGUGGCUGUCAGGCAGACUUAGUGCUAC
This is a messenger RNA of Pelobates cultripes (western spadefoot toad), 14505 nucleotides long. The record is from the annotation of a GenBank genome assembly. NCBI's taxonomy places the organism in Eukaryota, Metazoa, Chordata, Amphibia, Anura, Pelobatidae.